Molecule: messenger RNA, 186 nt
Organism: Colletotrichum orchidophilum
Lineage: Eukaryota; Fungi; Ascomycota; Sordariomycetes; Glomerellales; Glomerellaceae
Exons: 1
Coding region: 1-186 (61 amino acids)
Source: RefSeq, a predicted model, not a curated record
AUGACUCUCGGCUGCGGGUCGACGCGUUGGAGGCGGAUUUGCGGAAUUACCAUCACCAGUCCGAUCGUCAAAUCAACCGUUGGCACAGGCACCGAUGUUUGGGUCCAGAUCCAGAUCCAAACACUUCGUAUGUCACGUACACGUCAACCCUUUGCAAGACCUUGGUUUUCUGAUGUAUUGUAUUAA